UGCUAUGGUGUUCUAGUCUACCAAAUACUUGGUUUGAGUUCUUCCUAUUUAUAAUAAAAAUCUUUCAUUUACAAAUGUUUUGAUUUAUAUCUUAGCUCUUCUACUACAAAAGUAUAGCUUUGUUAUACUUAGCAAACUGGAGUCAAAGAAUGAAAAUAAUUUUGCAAUGUUGUAGCCAAAAUCUCUGCCUUAUUGUUGAUAAUUAUUUCCGAUAGUCCUUAGGCCUGCAUGGAUGUAGACUUAUCCAAGAGUGAGUUGAGAUCAGCCUCAGUCUUCCCAGCAAGUAAGAGUGAAGGCUGGUGAUGUCCACAUGAAGAAUAACUCUUUUCUAGGUUUUGCAAUGGAACAGAUAUGGUUGCUGUUGCUACUAACAACUAGAGUGCUUCCAGGGUCUGCUCAGUUCAAUGGCUACAAUUGUGAUGCCAAUCUCCACAGUAGAUUUCCUGCUGAAAGAGACAUCAAUGUCUACUGUGGGGUCCAGGCCAUUACAAUGAAGAUUAAUUUUUGCACAGUUCUUUUCUCUGGUUAUUCUGAAGCAGACCUGGCACUAAACGGAAGGCAUGGGGAUUCCCACUGCAGGGGGUUCAUCAAUAACAACACCUUUCCUGCUGUGGUCAUUUUCAUCAUCAAUCUCAGCACCUUGGAGGGCUGUGGAAACAGUUUAGUGGUAUCCACAGUUCCUGGAGUCAGUGCUUACGGAAAUGCAACUUCAGUACAAAUAGGAAAUAUUUCAGGAUAUAUUGAUACUCCAGACCCACCAACAAUCAUCAGCUAUCUACCUGGGCUUCUUUACAAAUUUAGCUGUAGUUAUCCAUUGGAAUACCUGGUUAAUAAUACCCAACUUGCUUCGUCCUCAGCUGCCAUUUCUGUGAGGGAGAACAAUGGUACGUUUGUCAGCACUUUGAACCUGCUCCUUUAUAAUGAUUCGACCUACAAUCAGCAGUUAAUUAUCCCGAGUAUAGGACUACCUUUGAAAACCAAAGUAUUUGCAGCUGUACAAGCCACUAAUCUGGAUGGCAGAUGGAAUGUCUUAAUGGAUUAUUGCUACACGACCCCAUCAGGGAACCCAAAUGAUGAAACUCGAUAUGAUCUCUUCCUUAGCUGUGACAAAGAUCCUCAAACUACCGUCAUUGAAAACGGCAGAAGCCAGCGGGGCCGAUUUUCUUUUGAAGUGUUCCGAUUUGUCAAACACAAGAAUCAGAAAAUGUCUACUGUCUUCCUGCACUGCGUUACCAAGCUCUGCAGAGCUGAUGACUGCCCCUUCCUCAUGCCAGUUUGCGGCCACAGAGAAAGGCGAGAUGUGGGGAGGAGGACCACUUUGAGUCCCCAGAGUACUUCUGGAAACGCCGUGCUCUCUGCGGGUCCUAUCAUUACUCGGAGUGAUGAGACACCGACCAACAAUUCACAGCUUGGUUCUCCGAAUGAACCUCCUUUUCGGCUGAACGUUGUCACCAGUGCCCUGAUAUCAGGAAUGGUCAUUCUGGGAGUCAUGAGCUUUUCCCUUCUUCUGUGCUCACUGGCCCUGUUACAUAGGAAGGCACCCACCAGUUUGGUGUUGAAUGGCAUACGCAACCCAGUCUUUGACUGACUGUCACAGGCCCCAGCUCUCGAGAAAGGGCUUCACUGACGCUACAGUGUGUGACUGCAGUUGAAUGCCAGCCAGCAUUUGAUAUUUGCAGGCUGGAUAGAGUAUAGCUUGUUAGCAUAACAAUAGUGAGAGAAUUUUGAUAAUAUUACUUUUGUCACUUAUGUUUGUGGUCAACCCUAUUUGUAUGGCACCUCUGGGUAUACUGACAAUAAGCAAACAACAUUCAGGAUUUAGAUCUUACAAGAUCUGUCAUUAUUUCAUUUCAUUUCAAUUUUCUUUUGAUUAUUGGUUUUGGAGAGAAAAGGUGGCCAUAGGAAAAAAAAAUUGUUGCAUUUUAUCCCCUAAGUAUUAAAAAUCACUGUGAUGGCACUUAGAUUUGCAUAUAUAGUCCUGAAAUGAAAGUUGUUUUUUGUUUUAUUCAGAUAACUGCAGCUUGGGGAUAGGUUUUAAUUGGAUUAGCCAAUUUGGACACCUGAGAUUUAAUUUCUCAUUCUAUGACCUCCUAUGUUUUUGGGUGAUUUCCAUGUCUGAAAACAUACAUUAAAAAAACAAAAACUCGGGUAAUGUAUCCUAACCUGGAGGAAGCAUCCAUUUGUGCAGCAAACAGUAAAAGUAGUUGUAAGCCUCUAAAGGAUACUAAGUGACACUUGAUCAUUAUUCAUCUGGUAGAAGAAGCUGUGAUCAGUUUUCUCCUGGUUCAAGCAAGAACAUCAUCACGUGUUCACUCUGCUCCCAGGUAAACCCCUCAGCUGCUUCUGCAGCUGUGCAACAACUGCAGAUUUUUCUUAAUUCAGGAACCAUCAUGUGGGAAAACAAACGGUAAUUGUGGGAGAGGACAUUGUCCCCACACACAAGCAUAGUGUUCCUAUGCGGGUUUUUAACAACCUAGGUUCCCUUCUUUCCCUAGAACAAAGAGGAAACAGGUUAAAUGUGUUUUGCAGAACUUUGUUGGGGUUUCCAUGGGGGAAAAAAUAUUUCUUUUCUUACAAAUUUCUCAUGUAGAGAAAACAUAUAGUCUGGAGGAGGCCUACUUUUUCAGAAAUAGUAUUUUCCUCUAAUAGUAACCUACAAGAAGCAUUUUAUUUUUUAUCAGUUUUGGAAAAAGUUUUAAAAAGCCAACUUUUAAACCUAUAUUCUUACAGAAAAAAAUCAACCUUUCCUUUGUCUAAUUUAUUCAUGCAGUGGAGCAAAUAAAACAACUCAGUGAUAAACACCAAAACCUAGCACGUGCAGCUACUAAAAGUGCUGUUUUUAACUGUAAAAACUGCUGUAGAGACUAGUUACUAUUUAAUAUUUGUGACCCAUUAUUCAGGACUCAAUUUUACCAAACAAGUUUGUGAUGCAAAGCACUAUGCAAGUUUAGAUUUGUUUUAAAUGAAGUGCCUAUGUGCUAAAGUUAAUAAUUAAAUCAGUUAUCAAAUAAAAAAAACACCUUUUCUCCAAUUUUCCUGAACAGUUCAGAAAAAAGUAUUUGUAUUACACUAAUUAGCUAUAGAGUAAUAACUGCCUCAACUUUCUCUUUCAAGGAAAAGACACAGAGGAAAGUGGGAUCUAUAAAGUCUCUGGAUAAUUUCUUCAAUAUAACAAAGUCUAAGACUUAAAAAGCCAAUCUCCUCUUCCUCAUGUUACUUCAGACUAAUUUCAAAAUGAUUGAAGUAACCAUUCUGAACUUUGUCUGUAUUAGCAAUUUAUUUACUAAUAUAAAGGGAAAAAUCGUACAAAAAAAGCAUGAACCAUGCUAUUUAUAUGACCCUCCAUAUAUAUGGAUAGCAUUGGAAUAUUCUGGUAAAUCUGUUUCAGAUACUGUAAAUGACUUGCCAUUGAUCUAAGUAUUAAAUCCCGUGAAUAGGACAUUAUAUCAUUGAAACUGGUUUGUCAGUUUGGUUUUUGUGCUUUGGGGAUGACUACCAUUUCAGUUGUUAACCUUUAAAAUUCUAGACACUGUUCUCUAAAACAGAAUAAUGGGCAUAUCCAUUUGCAAGCUACUUAAAUUACAUAUUAUUUUUGCCACCUUUAAUGUCACAAAUGUGAGGUCCAAAGCUAUAAUGAGACAAACCAGUUUGCUUUAAAUAACUUUAUUCUUAUAUACCUGCAGUUAUAUGUAGCAUUUAAUUAUACUGAAUAUUCCAGUUAUUAUAGUGUGAAAACCUUACAAAAUAUGUGCAAAUAUUCCUUCAGUUUUAAUACCUCAAACUGUUUUUUGCACUUCAGGGGUAAGGUGUGAUGACAUGUAAAAGAUGAUUGUUUAAUAAAAUAAUUGUAAAUGAA
Messenger RNA from Bubalus bubalis (water buffalo), 3856 nucleotides. It is a transcript of the gene ZPLD1, whose product is annotated as zona pellucida like domain containing 1. NCBI's taxonomy places the organism in Eukaryota, Metazoa, Chordata, Mammalia, Artiodactyla, Bovidae. The record is from RefSeq and is a predicted model, not a curated record. The transcript has 10 exons. Gene Ontology annotation, cellular component: cell surface. Bases 311 to 1588 code for a protein of 425 amino acids.